GGGAGCGGAGCGGCGGCGGCGACGGCGGCGCGGGGCCGGGCAGGUUUUCAGGAUGAAUCUGGAAAAACUCAGCAAACCAGAGCUACUGACGCUGUUUAGCAUUCUCGAGGGAGAAUUAGAAGCAAGAGAUCUUGUCAUAGAGGCUUUAAAGGCCCAGCACAGGGACACAUUCAUCGAGGAACGCUAUGGGAAAUACAACAUCAGUGAUCCACUGAUGGCUCUGCAGAGAGACUUUGAGACGCUGAAAGAGGGGAACCAUGGUGAAAAGCAGCCAGUAUGCUCCAAUCCUUUGUCUAUUUUGAAAGUGGUGAUGAAGCACUGCAAGAAUAUGCAGGAGAGAAUGUUAUCCCAACUGGCUGCUGCAGAGAGCAGGCACAGAAAGGUGAUCCUGGACCUGGAGGAGGAGCGGCAGCGGCACGCGCAGGACACGGCCGAGGGGGACGAUGUCACCUACAUGCUGGAGAAGGAGCGGGAGCGGCUCACCCAGCAGGUGGAGUUUGAAAAGUCCCAAGUGAAGAAGUUUGAGAAGGAGCAGAAGAAGCUGUCGAGCCAGCUGGAGGAGGAAAGGGCACGCCACAAGCAACUGUCUUCCAUGCUUGUUGUGGAGUGCAAGAAAGCCACUGCCAAAGCAGCUGAAGAGGGCCAGAAGACAGCAGAGCUGAGCUUGAAAUUGGAAAAGGAGAAGAGUAAGGUGAGUAAACUGGAAGAGGAGCUGGCAGCCAAGAGGAAGCGAGGCUUGCAGAUGGAAGCACAAGUAGAAAAGCAGCUCUCAGAGUUUGACAUUGAAAGAGAGCAGCUGAAGGCUAAGCUGAACAGAGAAGAAAACCGUACAAAAGCACUCAAAGAAGAGGUGGAAUGUCUGAAGAAAGCCCUGAAGGAGCUGGAGGCUUCCUGCCAGGAGCACGGUCCCCCCAAGGCCGUGCAUCCCGGCCCCUCGGUGACGUCCAGGGGGGUCACAACUGACAGUCCCCCGGUGAAGUCAGUGUCCUGCCAGACCGAGGGCCUGCAGGCAGAGCGAGCAGCCCCUGCCAGCGCCAGCAGAGCUGCCCACGCCGCGUUCGCCAGCCCCUCUGCCCCUGCUCACUCCUGUGCAAAGUCCAACGGGCACUGUGACACGGACGGGCCGGCGGCUGGGCACACGAACGCUGCGCAGAGCCCGGCUCACAGGGAGAAGCCUGCCGCAGCCCCGGAGGGCGCCGUGGAGAACGGGAGCUCCCCUGCCAGAACAGAGUCCCCGGUGCAGCAGCUGCCCUCUGCCGGGGCGUCCCUGUCCCCCAGCAGCACGGCCGCCUCCUCCCUCACCCCGUCCCCCUGCUCCUCCCCGGUGCUGGCCAAGCGCCUGGCGGGAGCCUCUGCCGGCAGCCCCGGCUACCAGUCCUCCUACCAGGUGGGCAUCAACCAGCGCUUCCACGCGGCCCGGCACAAGUUCCAGUGCCAGGCCGAGCAGGAGCAGCAGCCGGGGGGCCUGCAGAGCCCCCCGUCCCGGGACCUGUCCCCCACGCUGGCCGACAACUCGGCCGCCAAGCAGCUGGCGCGCAACACGGUGACGCAGGUGCUGUCCCGGUUCACCAGCCAGCAGGGCCCCGUCAAGCCCGUGUCCCCCAACAGCUCGCCCUUCGGCACGGACUACCGCAGCCUGGCCGGCGCCGGCGGCCCCAGGGCCGAGCCCGGGCACUGCCCCGGCCCCGCCAAGGUCUCCAGCCCGCUCAGCCCCCUGUCUCCGGGCAUCAAGUCUCCCACCAUUCCCCGGGCAGAGCGGGGCAACCCUCCGCCCAUCCCGCCCAAGAAGCCCGGCCUGGCGCAGUCGCCCGCUGCCGCUGCCGCUCCCCUCGGCAAAGGCUCCUCCCUGGGUGCCCCCGUGGACGUGGCCAGCAGCUGCUCCGGCAGCUCCGUCGUGUCAAACGGCAAGGACCUGGAGAUCCUCCUGCCAAGCAGCAGCUAGUCUCCAGAAAACGGGAAUGUGACAUUCCACAGCUUAGCUUACCCUGCAGCUAAGACGCUGUUUUUCCACUCCGUGUUAUUUAUUUCCAUAGUAGCAGAUUCUGUCUGUAUAAAGCAUUUAGUAUAUUUUUUUUUCCUUUUUAAUAGGUAGGAAAAUAUUUUUGUUUAUGAAGAAACCUUAACUACAGCUAUACAGUAGCCUCCAAAUGCCUCAUGGCAGCAUUCAAAUCAUUAGAGAUAACAACCAUAAUCAUGUGGUGGGACCUAUCAAUCUCUAAUGGGACUGAAAUGCUACUUUUAAAUUAUGCAGAAAUAAUUUUUGCAGACUUUUUAUUCCAGAUGAACAUUUUAUAAAAGUGCCUGAACUAAGCCUGCAAUAUGAAUGUGAUUCUCGGGAAAAGGUGAGGAGGGGAACAUCUAGCUGCAGAAACAAAUUCUUCUGAGUCCUGAAUGUUGAAACCAACACUGGUUUUCCUUUUAAUUCUUUCCGUUUGCUAAGGUAAGUCAGCAAAUGUGCUACAGAUUCUGCCAGGUGAGCACCAGAGUGGUGCAGCCAGCCAGGCUAUGUCCUUCAGGACACAGCUCCCAGCUAUUUGAGGAAGCACACAGGAGUUUCUUGGGAUAAAAUAUAGUUAUCAUCCAGAUUACUUCUCUGUCCAUAUAGCUCUUCCUGCUUUCCUGCCAAGGUGCCUGUGUGCUUUACAUGGCUCAACUCUGGUUUCUGGUGUAUCACCUGGAAUUUUCAAGCUCUUCAAGCAUUCUACUGUUGUGUGUAGAACUUCUGAGAAAAGGAUCUUUCUGUUACUUGGCAAAGAUCUCACUAUUACUUGAAAAAGUAACUCAUCCAUCCAGUACAGGUUUUUUGCAACACCUGUAACAUGGGAUCUUCAACUUUAGACAAAAGCAAUAAUUUUGUUCCCCAUCUGUGUCAGUUAAGUCUGACUGACCUGGAUUUUACCCACUAGCUGUGGCUAGCUUUCCUUGGCUGCAAAUAUGGAACCAAAUCAUUGCUGCUGUGGAAUUAAAUAUGUGGAUAUGUGUGCCACACACAUACAUGCUAAACACACAGUGUAUUAGGGAAGUAUUUAUCUCUUCUCGAUCUUCUGCCUCAUAUGAAGAAAACAUGGCAAUUCACUGAGAUUUUAAAAAAUUCCUCAGUGAGGAAUCGCCUAAGUUUGAGGCAGAUCUUGUGUGUGGAGAAGUAUUUGGACCCAGGAGACGCAGGUGGUUCCUGUGCAGAAAUAUUUGCUGCAAGAGAACCAGCAGGCCCAGCACAGUGGUUUUCUGAGUCGCUGUGCUGAGAAGCCCAGGACAAACAGCACAGAUCAGUGGCACAGGCUGCGAGCACGACCCCGCGUUAAUGAUCUCGGUGUUGGACCGGAGCUGAUCCUAAAUUUAGGAACUGGACUGGCUGCUCGGUGCCAUCCAGCGUGGAGCCCUUCCCUGGGCAGCCCAGUGGUGUUUGCACGGCUCCCGGUGCCAGAGACAGUUAUCCCUGGGGAAUCCUCAGUGUUCCAUCAGGCAGGGCCCCUCUGUGUGGGGAGGGUCCCUGUGCCAUGGAGGGGCAGAGCUGCUCAUGCAGGGAGGUUCCCAUGCAGGGAGGUUCCUUUGGGCUCUGGGCCUUGGAGCUGUGCCAUGGAGGGGCAGAGAUGCCCAUUGCAGUGAGGUUCCUCGGGGCUCUGAGCCUCUCUCUGCAGG
Molecule: messenger RNA, 3639 nt
Organism: Melozone crissalis (California towhee)
Lineage: Eukaryota; Metazoa; Chordata; Aves; Passeriformes; Passerellidae
Gene: CTTNBP2NL
Product: CTTNBP2 N-terminal like
Exons: 5
Coding region: 53-1942 (629 amino acids)
Source: RefSeq, a predicted model, not a curated record